This is a messenger RNA of Suillus fuscotomentosus, 861 nucleotides long. RefSeq lists its product as uncharacterized. The record is from RefSeq and is a predicted model, not a curated record. NCBI's taxonomy places the organism in Eukaryota, Fungi, Basidiomycota, Agaricomycetes, Boletales, Suillaceae. Gene Ontology annotation, molecular function: nucleobase transmembrane transporter activity. Bases 1 to 861 code for a protein of 286 amino acids. Gene Ontology annotation, cellular component: plasma membrane. Gene Ontology annotation, biological process: transmembrane transport; nucleobase transport. The transcript is spliced from 6 exons.
AUGCAUGGAAAGCGUGCAGUCAGAGAACUGCGAGUUGUGGGCAACGAAUGCGCCCUCCCACCACUUGAGCUUGCCAUGGGUUUCAUCAAUAGUAUCAUCCAAAACCUCGAAGUCACUCAUGAACUCAAUCUCACGCUCACCAAGCAGCUCAUUACCAACAAUGACUUACUGCCUGUCGAGUCAGAGACACGCACAUGGCACGGAUCCAACUACGUUGCCUUCUGGAUGGCCGACAUGUUUAAUAUAAACAUAUGGGGGAUUGUAUCCUCCAUAAUUCCAACUAGGAGUGUAGUGGUGGCAAGCCCGGAUAUGCGUUGGCCAGGUUACGGCAUUGCCACAGCGUUCCUUGUUCUGAAAUGCGCGUCCUGGGGCCAUCAUCCAUGUGACGUUCCCAAUUGUGAACUGCACGAGUUUGUGGAUGUUUUAGAGCCUGCGCUGAGGCUGGGCAGUACCAAAUUCGAUGCCAGCAUCUUGUGGAACGGAUACUCGAGAUUUCCUGUGCUUCUUCUUCUUUUAGCUCAUUUCGCUGCCGGUUGUGGUUCCCGGUGCACAAGGUCCUCAUUCACAUUCCUCAUAUGGUGCAUCGUGAAAGCUCACGGAAUCGGUCCGAUUGUACACCAACAUGCCAUAUUGCACGGAUCAAAGCUAAGCUGGGCCAUGGUGACGCUUGUCACGAACGCACUGGAGAUCCCCUCGCGCGCUCGCACCCCAUCGGCCGCGCUAUACCCACAACUAUCCACAUGUCCUCUCACUGCAUCAUUUAUGUUAGGUCCGAAUCCUCGCCCGCUGGUCAUCGCAGGUAACAGUGUACGGGACAACCAUCUGGUCUCCCAUGGAACUUUUGGGAAAUUCCUUGAAUGA